CGCAAUCUGAAAACACCGCAUCGUGCUGAGAGAGCACGCGCACACACACACGCACACACACACCUUGACUCCUCUGCAGCGCUCAGCGUUCCCUGCUGCAGUUAUUAAACAGCUUCCUUCAGGUCUCAGUGGAUCAGGACCGGAGCUGAGCUGCAGGUUUUCUCGUCACCGUGACGUCUCUGAACUCCGAGUGUGUGAGACAGACGGACAUUUUCACACCGAUACACACCGAGCACGUCUGUUUAUUCUCCUGUGUAUCAGAGAUUCAAACCCUGAGCUUCUCUAAGUUCAGUGAGGAUGAUGAUGAUGAAGGAGUGUCUGCAGUUCCUCAGAGAACCGGCCAAGAACCUGAAGAUCUGCCUGAAGGAAUCACGGCGGAGAGUAAAGACAGAGAGACGACAAACACUGACAGAGAAUCAGAUCUUCAUCAUGGAGCUCGCAAGAGAACUCAGUUGGAUCUGUCAGGGUUCAGGUGUUCUGUCUCGUAUAUGGAGAGGAGACGACGUUUGGCCUGCAGCAGUUUGUCGUCAGUUCAUCACAGAGACGUCGUUGCUUCUGCAGAAGGAGAAGACAGUGUACUGGACAGACACACAGCAGCACCUGAGGAAGCGAAAGUGUGAAGACGAGCUGCAGUGUGUGUUAGACGGGGAUGAGACUGAGCUGAAGAGAGAGAUCAUGGACUGGACACACAAACAGAGGACAAAACACCCAUACGGUGUGUGUGUGUGUGAGUCGGUGUUGAAGGUGUUGGAUGAUUUGGAGCUGCAGUGGAUUAAAGGACGAGUUGCUCAUCUUCAGUCUGCAGUGGAGCUGCUCAUCUGGAUCACACACACUGAACAUCUGGACCAGGCGCUGGUGCCGCGGGCGUGGCUGAGAGACAGACAGACGACCCACAGCGUCAAUGCUGUUCGUUAUAUUCCACACGUUGUGUGGAAGUGGAUCUGUGACGCUGCAGUUAAGGUGACCUUUGACCCUGAGACGGCUCACCCCGCCCUCCUCGUCUCUGAGAACAAAAAGCGACUGAUUUGCACGUCUCAGCCCCGCCCAGUCACGCCCCACCUGCGACGUUUUAACGGCUGGUUCUGCGUUCUGGGCGCCGAGCGGCUCUCGUUCGGGCGGAGCUACUGGGAGGUGGAGCUCGGCAAACGUGACUGGCGAGUGGGCGUGGCCAAAGAGUCUGCUAUUUUGACUGGAUACACCUGUCUGAACACACAGAGCGGCUUCUACACACUGCGUCUGGAGCGGGGAAGUGAGAUGAAGGCACUGACCACGCCCAUCACACCGCUCCCCUACAGGCCACGCCCACCACGGAGGAUCGGCGUGUGUGUGGACUACGAGGAGGGACAGAUCUCAUUCUACGACGCUCAGUCACGCACACACAUCUACACGUACUGCGACACACUGACGGAGCCGCUGUACCCUGUGUUCGGGACGACCGAGGUCCUCACACACAUGGAGAUACGACGGCCGCGAGCAUGUCAGGGGGCGUGUCCCUUCUGCUGAGUCCCUCCCUCACACAUGUAUGCUGAUUUAUGCACAUGCUAAUCAAUUAUGCACGCACUGCAAAAACUGCUAGUUAAAAAAAAUGUGAAUGAUGUCACAGAGGGUGGGCGUGCUGGACAUUUCAGUGGGUGUGGCUACAGACACAGCAGUCUCAUAAGCACGCUCCAAGCUACAUUGCUAUGGUAUAUUACUCUGUAUUUAUUUUAAACAAUAUUGCAAAAUGCUAAGUAAUUAGAACUUGAAUUAAAUUAGUCCUUUUUGUCCUCAUCUGAUUGGCUGAACAUGAAACAACUGUUGUGGUAAUAGGAACAGGAAUGAAAUGUAACUGACGCUGUUGCUAACUUACGGUUUACUAAGAGCUUUAAGAGCACACACACACACACACACACGAGCAUGCGCACACAGACAUGUUUGUAAUUGCCUGAUCAGGGGUAAAUAAACUGUGUGCCGCUAACAACCCAGUGGACAGUUUUAGUACUGCAUUUUUAUUUUUUAUUUAAAAACCUUGAUUUUC
This is a messenger RNA of Clarias gariepinus (North African catfish), 2017 nucleotides long. RefSeq lists its product as uncharacterized. Bases 298 to 1503 code for a protein of 401 amino acids. The record is from RefSeq and is a predicted model, not a curated record. Lineage: Eukaryota; Metazoa; Chordata; Actinopteri; Siluriformes; Clariidae. Gene Ontology annotation, molecular function: protein binding. The transcript has 10 exons.